AUGCACCUCACCCCUGUCGGACUCAUCGCCUUGGCGGCGCAGCUGGGCCUGGUGCUCGGACGGCCGAUGGGAGACGCCGCCACUGGUGAUGAAUGGAUGCUCAACGCGGAUAAUGACCAGUCGCCUGCGAAUGUCAAAGCCAAUUCUGCAGGGUUGCUCUCCGGGCUCCUCGACUGGAAAUCGCCAGACUGGAUGCUCGGCAAGGAGUCGGCUCCCCAAAUGUCCAGCGACAACGCCGCAAGGAUGAUGACUUCCAACUCCAAGGAGUCACCCGGUUGGAUGCUUGGUAUGGACCCGGAGAUGCCUGCUCAGCCGGCAAACGACCAGACCGCAAGGAUGAUGGUCUCCACCGGGAACGAGAAGGCGGAUGGACCAGACUGGAUGCUGGGCCAGGGUGACGACGAGGAUGUGCCUCCCGAGCAGGUAGAUGUCGACACUGUCAAGCUGAGGAUGGCUCCCCAAGAGAAUGUGAACGAGAACGUCCCAGACUGGAUGCUAGGCAAGGGAACCGAGUCACCCACCGGCACCGUCGACGCCAAAAUGGCAGACAUGAACGAACAGGAUCGUGUUACGACCCUGGCGAACCAAAAGCGACAGGACGAAGUGCCGACCUCGACAGACAGCUCCUCCUGGAGUACGACGCACAGCCACUCGCAUUCGCACUCGACUCACCCCGGGCACACGACAUGGACUUCGUCGGCUGAGACUUCCACGUCCACCUCGACGGAGACCUCUAUGACUUCUUCUACAUCGACUUCGAUGACCACCUCUACGACUUCUUCGACAUCCUCCUCAACGAGCUCUACGACUACUUCUACGUCCACUUCGACCACUUCGACCACCUCUACGACUACUUCUACAUCCACCUCGACAACCUCUUCAACGACCAGCUCGGCGUCCCCUACUGGCCCAGGUCAGUAUGGCAACUACGGCGCGUACGGGAAUUACGGGAGUUAUGCCAGUUACGGGGAGUAUGAGGGUGAGACCUUCAUGGAUGAGGCCGGGUCCGCUUGA
This is a messenger RNA of Aspergillus mulundensis, 1014 nucleotides long. RefSeq lists its product as uncharacterized. Bases 1 to 1014 code for a protein of 337 amino acids. The transcript has a single exon. NCBI's taxonomy places the organism in Eukaryota, Fungi, Ascomycota, Eurotiomycetes, Eurotiales, Aspergillaceae. The record is from RefSeq and is a predicted model, not a curated record.